Podarcis raffonei (Aeolian wall lizard) is the source of this 3376-nucleotide messenger RNA. RefSeq names its product E3 SUMO-protein ligase ZBED1-like. The transcript has 6 exons. NCBI's taxonomy places the organism in Eukaryota, Metazoa, Chordata, Lepidosauria, Squamata, Lacertidae. The record is from RefSeq and is a predicted model, not a curated record. The coding region runs from base 16 to 2847 and encodes 943 amino acids. Gene Ontology annotation, molecular function: protein dimerization activity; DNA binding.
GGCGGGGGAGCUCAGAUGAGGCUGCGAGCGGCGGCCGGUGUCGCGCUGCGGGCAAGUUUGCAGAACCGGAAGCGGGAGGGAGGAGAGAGGGCGGGAAGGAAGGAGGGCGAAGGGCCGCCUCCCCGCUCCGCCCGCGCGCUCCUCGACCCUCCCUCCCACGAGGGCGCCCGCCUGGAGGAGCUGCCGCAGCGGCAUCGAUCCAGCUCCGCCCAGGCAGGGCGAGACUUGGCCGGCUUCUCGGGGUUCCUUCCUUUGAGGAGGGAGGCUUCACGAUUGUACCACACCAUGCAAGUAGCUGAGGAUGCCUGCACCAAUUUUGAGGAUGAGCUGCUCUUCUGUGAAGACUGCCGCCUUUACUUCCGGGACUCCUGCCCGCAGCAUGGACCCCCUACCUUUGUGGCUGACAGACCUGUUCCAGAAAGGGCUCAGUCACGAGCCCUACUCUCCUUGCCGGAGGGACUUCUAGUCAAGGAGCGUUCCCAGGGGGGCCUCGGAGUCUGGAGCGCCCUCCCAGCCCUGCCUCGUGGCUGCAUCUUUGGCCCCUACGAAGGGGAAGUGGUACGGGAACAUGGCGACUGCACCCGGUAUUCCUGGGCGGUGCAGGACAACGGCUCCUACUUCUUUGUCGACGCGUCGGAUGAUUCUAGAUCCAACUGGAUGAGAUAUGUGGCGUGCGCCUCCACCGAGGAGGAGCAGAACCUGACUGUUUUCCAGUACCGGGGCUAUAUCUACUACCGGGUCUGCCAGACCAUACCUGCCGACACAGAGCUGCUGGUGUGGAUAGGGGAGGAGUAUGCACGCACGCUGGGAUUACGCUUAGGCGAGCAUUUUAAGUACGAAUUUGGCGAGAAGGAGCUGCUGAUGAAACUCUUCCAGGAGCUGCAUCUCAAGACCCCGCCGCUGCCUCCCACUCCCCACGCCCCUUCUUCCCGCACCCAGUACCUGUGCGGAGACGCCGCCGCCACUCCCCUGCUGCCCCUCCACAAGCCAGGCCUCCCCCCGGGAGGGAGCCCUUUCCCGCUGCUGGAAGGGACGCAGAACCUGGUGGGGCUGGGGAGGGCGCAGAGCCGCUACUGGACUUUCUUUGGGUUCCAGGGGGACGCCUACGGCCGCAUCCUGGACAAGAGCAAGAUCAUCUGCAAGCUGUGCGGAGUCCGCCUCAGCUACAGUGGCAACACCACCAACCUACGCCAGCACCUCAUCUACAAGCACCGCUGCGAGUACAACCAGCUGGUUGGGACCCAGACGGCCGCUCUGGACAAAGGCGUCCUGGGGACGGCGAGCGAGUUUGGAGCCCCCCGGCCUCCCGCCCCGGGCAGGACCACGCGAGCGGUGGCCGACUUCAUCGUGCUCGACCUGAUGCCCGUGGAGGUGGUGGAAGGAGAAGGGUUUGGGCAGAUGUUGGGAGUCCUGGAUCCCAACUACAAGCCCCCAGAUGCCGCCUCCCUGGCCCACACGGUGCUGAGGGACAUGCACACCCACAUGAAAGGGAAAAUCUGGGAGCUGGUGCGGACCCUGCCCCAGUGCUCGCUCAGCUUGGACAUCUGGCGCCACAGCAACACCCUCACCUACCUCACUCUCACCGUGCACUACGUGGACGACUGCUUCGAAGCCCGGGCGAGGGUGCUCUCGAGCCGCCCCAUCCCCGAAGAGCCCAGCACCGACAGCCUGGCAGAGGCCCUCAGCGAGGCGGCCAAGGAGUGGGGGGUCCGUGAGAGCACCUUGUACACCGUCGGGGGCCUUGGGCUCACUACCCAGCAGGCCGCGGCGGCGCUCGGUUGGACCGCCCUGCCUUGCAUUGGGCAGGCCUUGCGAGCCGCCAUGGAGGCUGUGCUGAGCCAGCCGGCAGCGCAGGGUGCCUUCGAGCGGCUGCGGCGCCUGGCGUCCUGGGCGCUGGCCGGGGCAGGCCGUGGCGAGAAACUGUGGGCCCAGGAGCCCCUCCUGCAAGCGCACCUCGGCCGCUUCCUGCGGGACGGGGGCAAGUGGCACAGCGCCUAUGCCGUCCUGCAAGGCCUGCUGGAGCACAGCGACCCUCUGGCGGGGCUCGGCCCCGACGGGGAGGCGACGCUGCGCCCCCAGGACUGGGCUGCCCUUCGGGACGCGGCCAAGGUCCUCAAGCCCAUGGCCAUUGCUACCUCGACAUUCACCAAAGACCCCUUUUCCAGCCUGUCCCUCGUCAAGCCUGUGCUCACCAGCCUUCUCUAUAAACACCUGGUGGGCAGCGAGUGGGACUCCGCCUUGGCGCUGGAAGCCAAGGCCGCGGCCCAGAAGGAACUGAACCAGCACUUCUCCAGCCCAGACGUCAACCAAGCCCUCAACCUGGCUUGCGCCCUGGACCCGCGCUUCCGCGGCCUCGACUUCCUGAGCCACUCGGACCGCGUGGAAACUCUCCACUUGCUCAAGGCGGAAGCGUCGCGGUUGGCAGAGUCACCGGCAGUGCAGGCCUCUGGCCCGCCGGGCAUGGCCUUGCCCCCAUCACCGCCGGCCAAGGUGCCAAAGCAGGACGCAGGCAUCGAGUUCCUGCUGGGGGACCUGUGCAGCAUGCGCGCCGCCUCGGGCGCCAGCUCGGCACAUCAGCAGGUGGAGCAGGAGGCCAGCAGCUUUCAGUCCAGCAAGGCCUCCGCCCUCGGCCAGGACCCUCUGCAAUGGUGGAAGACGCACCACACACAGUACCCGCUGCUGGCCCGGGCGGCCCGCAAGCUGCUUGGCGUGCCUGCCACCUCGGUGCCCGCGGGCUGGCUAUUCAGCAGCGCCGGCGACGCCAUGCACACCAAGCGGCAGGCCCUGACGCCAGAGCACGUCGAUAUGCUGGUGUUCCUCCACGGCAACCGAGCCAUGCUCUAUUAGGACACAGGGAAAGGAAGUCGGUGGCUUGGGUGAGCAGGGCACCCUUCUUUGCCUGCCCCCCGAUGGUGCGAGGGUGGCAAAAAUGCUUCCGGAGAACCCUCUUCCCUUCCUUCUUUCCUCCCUUCUUUCUUUCCCUGUGGGACAGGCUUAAUGCUCUGUGUGGUUUUGAGAGAGAAGAGGGUGAAGAGGAGCAGAACAAACCAUUUGGGCGCUUUUUUGGAGAGGGGUGGUGGUGCCUGUCCAUCAUUCAGAAACAGCCUGGUACGAAAAGAUAAUAGAUAUGGCCAUAGUAGUCAUUUUGAAGAACAGGAAUGGUCCAUUUUAAGGUUGGGGGGGGAGGAGGCUGAGGACAGAAGUGGUCCAUCAAAGGGGUGGGAGGCCUGAUGUGAAGGAAUAGUCCACGUGCCACAAGGGAAAAGGGGUGUGUGAACAUGAGGGAGGAGGUGCGUCUGGCUUGCACAGCGCGUCUCUCGCUUGCAUUGCAGCCCCAUUUUUCUCUCCUGCUUGGUAGAAGAUGCGCAGCAGCAAA